AUGGUGCUAGAGGAUGGAGAAAUUGUAAUAACUCCAUUUGAGGUUGUUAUAAACAAAGACACAGGCUAUGCGGAGAUCACUCUCCGAAAUAUUACAAAAAGCGACUAUGCUUUUAAGAUAAAAACAACGCACCCACUAAACUAUAAAGUAAAGCCAUCGAUUGGCAUGCUUGCUGGCUGUAAAUCUCAAACCAUUGCAAUUGAGAUGAUUGGCACCGAUAAAGUGCUUAACCUAUGCAGCCACAUGUUUUUGUUUCAAUUUAUAAAGAGCGGGCACAUGCUUACAGCAGAAAGCCUUAAGCAGAUAUUUUUGCUAAAGGGGGUAAAAGUAUUAGAGCAGAGAAUUGGCAUCAGGUACUCUGGCCCACUUGUUAAUGAAGAGACCGAAUUAUUGGCUCCAGAGAAACCCGAACUCAUUUUUAUAUCUGCCAGUGUGUUUAUUAUAUAUAAUGCACUUCUUCUGUUCAGGCAACUUCUGUUUGGGAUUUAAUUUUAACCUGUUUAACUAUCAAAGAAUAAAAACCCUUCAGUGCUCAUUUUCAAAGGUACGGGUUAUAUUCUAAAGCAAGCCUAUA
Molecule: messenger RNA, 574 nt
Organism: Nematocida parisii ERTm1
Lineage: Eukaryota; Fungi; Microsporidia
Exons: 1
Coding region: 1-489 (162 amino acids)
Biological process (GO): endoplasmic reticulum membrane organization
Cellular component (GO): endoplasmic reticulum membrane; plasma membrane
Source: RefSeq, a predicted model, not a curated record